AAAAGUUAGAUUGGCAUGUUCAGCAAAAACACUAAAUCGAUUAUUUCUCUGUAACCACUAAUUUUAUUUUACUGAACAUCAUUGGAGAUAGUCUUUUAGCUUUUAAGAUCCUUUAUCAUUAAUCUUCGUUUGAUCCGUACUGAAAGCACCAUUUGGUUAAGCACAUUUAAAACAUUUUAUCGCUAUUAAGCUUACAUAAUGAUUGUCGCCAACUUACAAAUACUAAGGAAAAGUUUUUGUACGAGGAUGUGCAAGAUAAACUUCUGUAAAAACGGUAUGAAUAUCCCUAGAGUGUACCCCAACCUGUUAAAUUUGCACCUGUGUGAGAAUGUUUUGUCGUUGUGCGCAGGUCCCGCCUCCCGCCGGCCAGUAGCUUUGCCGCCCGCCGCGAGCCGCCCGUACCGCCCUGCCCUGCGCAAUACACGAACGAGAACCAAAACCGUUAUUUAUCACUACUAUUACGACUUUCCGACUUGUGGGGCGCGAAAUUUGGAUGCAAGUGAAUAAAUGACGAACAAGUUAUUCUAAAAACAAAUAGUUUAUACGACUUCUGUGUACUUUAAAUGUGCAGUGCAAUUAAAUAUUUAACUUAAAAAUAACUUGAUCCUAAACUAACAUUGAAACCCAAACGGAAAAGCUGUAGCCGCUUAACCCUUACGCUACGCUAGCUUUCGUCUUUGUGGUUUGUGGGUACUUCGAGAUUUCAAAAGUCGAGAUGUGGUGGAUCCUGCGUCGUGCAAGGCUGACGGGCGCCGCUCUCUUCAGCCAGUCUUCCAGUACCACCAACAACAAUAACAGCAAUAAAACAGAAUCCCGACCACUGAGGAAGAAUUAUAAUCAACUGUCGUCCAACGAAAAGUUAGACAAUCGACAAAUUGAGAAUAUUCACAUUGAAGAAGCUGCAGUAGACUCGGAUGCGAGCAGCACAGACUUGGAAGAGCGCGAUAUGCGUGGAGUGUGCCCACCUUGCGCACAUGACCGAUACAACAACAAUAUCCGCCGACACGACCACGAUGAUUUCAGCGAUGAUACAGAUUACGACGAAGCGCUGACGUGCAACGUGUGCGACCGUUCCUUCCCCACGCGCCGCCAGCUCAGCGACCACCAGCAGAAGAAGAGGCAUUUUGGAUGCGUGGCAUGCGACAGCCUGUUCCCAUCGCUAAUGGCGCUCGAGCACCACAAGGAGGAGUUCCAGCACUGGAGCGACUCGUCCUGCUGCUCGCGCUCCGACUCCGAGGACUCCGACGAGUGUCACGAGGACCGCCAUCGGCUACUCUAAUGCCACCACCUCAUUAUUGCCGGGGACAACGCGUCCAAGCUCGGGACCUUUGUGUGAUUGCGAGGGCUUUACUCUUUGGCACUUCAAAGUGCUUAUAAAAUAGAUUCUGUGGGUUUUUAUCUUAGAACAACUGGACAGGCCUUGUCUGUAAUUUUCUGUACAAUUCACUACCAAUUUUUGCGGGGGAGGGGCACGUCAAAUGUAUAUGUAGAAACGUCAGUCCCUACAAUAAGUAUGACCAUAGGGCGAGGUUUUCGACAGAUGAGUAAGUGAAAUUCAGAAUGGCGGGUGUACCUAAAUAAAAAUAAUUGAAAAGCAUACCAUAUUUUUGUACCUAAUUUGUACUAUUUAGUACCUCCAUUAAAAAAAAUUGUACCUCACGGUACGUAAAGUUAUCAUCAAAAAACAGUACACCCGCCAUCCUGACAGUCAGAAUGGCGGGUGUACUUUAUUACGCUAUGUUCCCAUGGUUAUUGAUAAAUUCUAUAAAAACCAAAAAAUAAAAAUAAUUGUACCUUAGCGUUUUUUCUUAAAAAUUAAAUCGAAACUUGAAAAAUUAUAACGCCUGCAAAAUUGUAAUAGCAAGCAAAAUAUAAAAUGAGUAAAACUUGGAAAGCACAAAUAAAAUGACUCGUAUUAUAAUUGAAUAUGAAGGCAUAAAAAAGGUACAAAAAUUUGGCUUUUAUAGAAUUUAUCAAUAACCAUGGGAACAUAGCGUAAUAAAGUACACCCGCCAUUCUAACUGUCAGGAUGGCGGGUGCACUGUUUUUUGGUGAUAACUUUAAGUACCGUGAGGUACAAUUUUUUUUAAAGGAGGUACUAAUUAGUACAAAUUAGGUAUAAAAAUAUGGUAUGGUUUUCAUUUAAUUUUAUUUAGGUACACCCGCCAUUCUGACUCUCACAUGAGUAAGCUCUUAAAGGCGACUUCGGUUAAACGCUCUAAGGUUUUAUCAGACUUUUAUGUACCAAACAAAGAGUACACCCUGAAAUAGAACCAGAAAUAAUGCAAACUCGAGAUGUAUAUUUUGAGAUGUGUAUGUAGAUUCUCUGUCGAUGUGUAGGCCUACAGAUGGUUCGCUGCAUAUUUUUUCUCAAUAUUGCUUUAAAAUCUGGAAUCCUCUAGACAAUUACCCUUUACCUCUUUCUAAUACAACUACAGACAACAGGAAAUGGAACAAUGGGUAUAAAAUAUUUUGCAUAAGUCUUAAUAAAACUUGUGCAAAUAUAUUUUUUCUGUUCUCCGUGAAACCCUUCGAUCCCCAUGAUUUUUAUGGUAUAAACUUGAUUAUAAUAUUGUUACAUGUCAAGUCUUAAUCCAAACAAGGCCUCUGCAGUAAGCAAUUGGCAGUUUUUAACCAAAUUGGAUCGUGUCAUUCACGACGAGGCGUGCCUCGACUCGUAUUGUCAUGUUAUUAAAGGUUAGAUUUGACAAUCUGUGCGUCAUCGUGGAUGACACGAACUUUAUUUACUUU
Molecule: messenger RNA, 2751 nt
Organism: Cydia pomonella (codling moth)
Lineage: Eukaryota; Metazoa; Arthropoda; Insecta; Lepidoptera; Tortricidae
Exons: 4
Coding region: 716-1279 (187 amino acids)
Biological process (GO): vesicle-mediated transport
Cellular component (GO): membrane
Source: RefSeq, a predicted model, not a curated record